This is a messenger RNA of Lynx canadensis (Canada lynx), 1458 nucleotides long. RefSeq names its product brain derived neurotrophic factor (gene BDNF). The record is from RefSeq and is a predicted model, not a curated record. Lineage: Eukaryota; Metazoa; Chordata; Mammalia; Carnivora; Felidae. Gene Ontology annotation, molecular function: growth factor activity; nerve growth factor receptor binding. Gene Ontology annotation, biological process: neuron projection morphogenesis; memory; positive regulation of peptidyl-serine phosphorylation.
AUGUCUGACCCGAGCUCGAGGCGCAGGUGGAGCUCCCGGUCCCCGCCGCCGCUGCCGCCGCCGCGCCCGGGCGCACCCGCCCGCUCGCCGUCCCGCGUCCCCCGUCGCGCCGCGGGCUCCCGGGCGGGGCCGAGGAGCCGGCCCGGCGCGCCCCCCGCCUCCUCCUCCUCGGGAAGCUUUGAUGAGACGCUUGAAUUGCUUGCCACCGCUGCUGUGGGGCCGGCGGCCAGCGGCUCCGCGACGGGGAUCGGGGCUGGGCACAGGGGCCAGGAGCGACAUAACGAUGUGACUCCUCCGCAAGGGACCCGUGAGCUUUGUGUGGACCCGGAGCUCCACCAGGUGAGAAGAGUGAUGACCAUCCUUUUCCUUACUAUGGUUAUUUCAUACUUCGGUUGCAUGAAGGCUGCCCCCAUGAAAGAAGCCAACGGCCGAGGACAAGGCAGCUUGGCCUACCCAGGUGUGCGGACCCAUGGGACUCUGGAGAGCGUGAACGGGCCCAAGGCAGGGUCGAGAGGCCUGACAUCCUUGGCUGACACUUUUGAACACGUGAUAGAAGAGCUGUUGGACGAGGACCAGAAAGGUCGACCCAAUGAAGAAAACAGUAAGGACGCGGACUUAUACACUUCCAGGGUGAUGCUCAGUAGUCAAGUGCCUUUGGAGCCUCCUCUCCUCUUUCUGCUUGAGGAAUACAAAAAUUACCUGGAUGCUGCAAACAUGUCUAUGAGGGUCCGGCGCCACUCUGACCCUGCCCGCCGCGGGGAGCUGAGCGUGUGCGACAGCAUUAGCGAGUGGGUGACAGCGGCAGAUAAAAAGACUGCAGUGGACAUGUCGGGCGGGACGGUCACCGUCCUUGAAAAAGUCCCUGUAUCGAAAGGCCAACUGAAGCAGUACUUCUACGAGACCAAGUGCAAUCCCAUGGGUUACACAAAGGAGGGCUGCAGGGGCAUAGACAAAAGGCAUUGGAACUCCCAGUGCCGAACUACCCAGUCGUACGUGCGGGCCCUCACCAUGGAUAGCAAAAAGAGAAUUGGCUGGCGAUUCAUAAGGAUAGACACUUCCUGUGUAUGUACAUUGACCAUUAAAAGAGGAAGAUAGUGGAUUGAUGUUGUAUAGAUUAUAUUGAGACAAAAAUUAUCUAUUUGUAUAUAUACAUAACAGGGUAAAUUAUUCAGUUAAGAAAAAAUAAUUUUAUGAACUGCAUGUAUAAAUGAAGUUUAUACAGUACAGUGGUUCUACAAUCUAUUUAUUGGACAUAUCCAUGACCAGAAGGGAAACAGUCAUUUUGCGCACAACUUUAAAAAGUCUGCAUUUCAUUCCUCGAUAAUGUUGUGGUUUGUUGCCGUUGCCAAGAAUUGAAAACGUAAAAAGUUUAAAAAAAAAAUAAUAAAUUGCAUGCUGCUUUAAUUGUGAAUUGAUAAUAAACUGUCCUCUUUCAGAAAACAGACAAAAAAAAAAAAA